GUCGGCAUUCUAAAACGGGUAUUGGAAGAAGUGGAAAAAGUUAUGCGUGAGUUUAAGAGCAUGCUUUAUAAAUCAAUGGAAGAUCCACAGCUUGAUCUAGCUGAGCUUGAAAAUACAGUGCGGUUAUUGAUAGAGUUAGAACCUGAUUCAGAUCCGGUGUGGCAUUAUCUCAACAUUCAGAAUCAUAGGGUGCGCGGAUUAUUUGAAAAAUGCACCAUUGAUUAUGAAGCUCAGAUGGAACUCUUGCAUAAUGAGAUUCAAGAGAGAGCACAAUCUGAUGCAAGAUGGAGGCAGAUUCAACAGGAAUCAAACAAGUGUUUAGGUGUUGAUUCCUCUGAAUGGGACUCUUUAGCAGUAGACUCGCAACAGCUGUAUAUGACAGGCGAAGAAGUUGAUGCUUUAAGAGGAAGGUAUAUUAGUAGGUUAACUGCUGUACUCAUCCAUCAUAUUCCAGCAUUCUGGAGGCUAGCUUUGUCUGUGUUCAGUGGAAAAUUUGCAAAGGGCACUGCAAGCAGUGUUCAUGUUGAUUCUGACCUAAAUGCCAAACACACGCAAAGGAGUGAAGAUAAAGCCACUGAUGUGAAAUUUUCAAGUCAUUCUCUUGAGGAAGUUACUACUAUGGUUCAUGGUACCAUAAAUGCUUAUGAAGUCAAGGUCCACAAUACGUUUCGUGAAUUCGAAGAAUCAAAUAUUCUUAGACCAUACAUGAGUGAUGCUAUCAAAGAAAUUGCCAAAGCAUGUCAGGCUCUUGAAGGAAAAGAGUUUUCCCCUUCAAUUGCAAUUAAGACUUUGCGAGCCCUUCAUUUCGAAAUUACAAAGGUUCAUGUUUUUAGACUUUGCUCAUGGAUGCGAGUGGCAAGCGAGGAGAUAGCCAAAGAAGAAAUGUGGAUUCCAUUAUCCACUCUGGAGAGGAACAAAUCUCCAUAUGCCAUUUCAUACCUGCCUAUAGCAUUUCGAGAAAUGAUAAGUUCAGCGAUGGAUCGAAUACAAGCCAUGAUUCAUAAUCUAACAACAGAGGUGAACAAGUCGGAUGACAUGUUAGACCAUGUUCAAGAAAUUCAAGAUUCUGUUAGAAUUGGGUUCUUGAACUGCUUCCUGGACUUUGCUGGUUAUCUUGAACGAAUUGGAACUGAAGUAUGUCAAGCAAGUUCAAAUAAAGAAGAUGGUCAUUUACAGAAUGGUUUUUUGUAUGGAUAUGAAGGAGAAUUACAUGGGCUUCAUUCGGGUGUUGCUAUUGCUGAUCCCCACAGAAGGUUGUUAGUAGUUUUAAGUAACAUCGGGUAUUGCAAAGAUGAACUUGCUCGUGGGUUGUAUACAAAAUACAUGCACAUAUGGAUGACAUACAGGGAAAGGAAUGAACAAAAUACUGAUGUUCGUGAUCUAGUUUCGUCAUUUUCUGCACUUGAGGAGAAAGUUCUUGAGAAUUACACAUAUGCAAAGUCAAACUUGAUAAGGACUGCUGCUUUGAACUAUCUACUAGAUUCUGGUAUUCAAUGGGGAUCUGCACCUUCAGUUAAGGGAAUUCGGGAUGCUACCAUUGAAUUAAUACAGAGUUUAGUUGCUGUGCAUGCAGAGGUCUUUUCCGGUGCCAAACCAUUGCUUGAAAAAACGAUGGGUAUUUUGGUGGAAGGCUUGAUUGACACAUUUCUUAGCCUUUUCCAUGAAAACAAGGCCAAGCACAAGGCCAAGCACCUGAAGUCUUUUGACAUGAAUGGUUUCUGCCAACUCAUGCUUGAGCUCGAGUAUAUUGAAACUGUUCUUCACUCGUAUUUCUCCCCUGCGGCGCUCGAAUCCUUAAAAGCUUUGCAAGGACUCUUAUUGGAGAAAACCUGCGAGACGGCAUCUGAAUCUGUCGAAAAUCCAGGCCAUCACCGCCGUUCCACCAAAGGUAGUGAAGAUGCAAUUUCAGAUGACAGGCAACAGGGGUCCAGUAUUUCCCCUGAUGAUUUGAUCGCUUUGGCACAACAAUAUAGCACCGAAUUGCUUGAAGGUGAACUGGAGAGGACCCGUCUCAACAUAUCAUGCUUCAUGGAGGCUUCCCUCCAACCAAAUUCUGUUCCGGCAGCUCAAAAGCCUUCUUACUCUUCCUUUCAAAAGUCGGUUUCUUCCCCACAUUACAGGCGACAACAGACUGUUAACUCUCCUAGUUUCUCCAGGCACAGACGAAGAUAACCGAGAACAAGUAAGAAAAAAAAUCAGCCGACCAUUGUUAUUUGCUACUAGCUAUUUAUUUGUUUUGUUUGCAAUCCUGUAUCUUUUGUGCAAUAUCUUUUUGAUGUUUGUAAGUUGUAAUAUUUGGCAUGACCAAGUAUUAUAUUUUUUUGGAUCUUAAUAAUGCGUUUAAUUGAUGCUCAUAAUGAUUUUUAGUUUUUAAUUGCUAA
Molecule: messenger RNA, 2381 nt
Organism: Dendrobium catenatum
Lineage: Eukaryota; Viridiplantae; Streptophyta; Magnoliopsida; Asparagales; Orchidaceae
Product: exocyst complex component SEC5A
Biological process (GO): exocytosis; Golgi to plasma membrane transport
Cellular component (GO): exocyst
Source: RefSeq, a predicted model, not a curated record